CUAUGGAAAAAACAUAACCUAAUCAGUUUCUGUCAACCUCAAAGAUAUUGUAAACAUUAAGUUUUUCUCCCAUAUUUUACAAACUAAAACAAUAUAAAAGAAGUUUUACAAUGGAGGCCCUUAAGGCAGAAAUAGCCCGAAAACGCAAAAUUAUAGAAGAAUUGACCGUAGUAGAACCUGCCAAGAAAUAUUUCAGCAAAGGCGAUUUUAUCGCGAAGGAACGAGAGGAAUAUAUCAAAAAAUUCGGACUCCCGCUGCAAGGAGAGGAGAAAACCUCGGUGGAAAAUAAAAGUGAUUCAGCAGAAAGUAACGUAGACGAUCAUCUUCUUCCACGUCAAGAAGUUAUCACUAGAUUAAGAGACAGAGAAGAACCAAUUUUACUUUUUGGAGAAACGGAAUUGGAUGCAUUCAAACGGUUACGUAAAGAUGAAUUAUUGGAACCAGAAGCUAGAGGUUUCCGAAACGACUUCCAGGAAGCUAUGGAGAAAGUUGACCAAGAUUAUUUACAGGAUUUGCUCAAAAAUGCUAAAGAUGAGGACCAGAAAAAACCCUCUGGAAGUAAAGAACAGAAAUGUUUGAGCCAUGAAGAAAUAGUUGAAUUAUCAAAAAAAAUGGGCAGAGGAAACAGAGAGCAUGAUAUGACAACAAUUGUUCAUUUCAUAAAUUUAAUAUUGAAGUUAUGGAAUGACCAACUACAGAAUAGGAUGACUGAAGAAAAGAUGGGAACAAAAGGGAAACUUCAAAGAGCCACUUAUACACAAACUCAAGUAUAUCUUAAACCUCUUCUGAGGAAAUUGAAGUCAUUUUCCUUACCUGAUGAUAUUUUGGAUAGUUUAACUGAAAUUGUUGUACAUUUACUGAACAGAAAUUAUCUGAAAGCAAGUGGUGCCUAUCUCCAAAUGGCAAUUGGCAAUGCUCCUUGGCCCAUUGGUGUAACUAUGGUGGGUAUACACGCAAGAACAGGAAGAGAAAAGAUUUUUUCCAAAAACGUGGCUCAUGUGAUGAACGAUGAAACUCAAAGGAAAUAUAUACAAGCAUUGAAAAGACUCAUGACCAAAUGCCAAGAAUAUUUCCCUACCGAUCCAUCAAAAUGUGUGGAAUAUGCUGCUUUCGGAGAGACUCAAGCUGAACCAUCGACCUCACAAUCUUGAAUUGCUAUUUCAUCAAUAGAUAAGGUUUGUAAAUAAUUUGUUAAUAAAGGUACAAAAUAUA
Molecule: messenger RNA, 1212 nt
Organism: Harmonia axyridis
Lineage: Eukaryota; Metazoa; Arthropoda; Insecta; Coleoptera; Coccinellidae
Gene: Prp18
Product: pre-mRNA-splicing factor 18
Exons: 1
Coding region: 111-1151 (346 amino acids)
Biological process (GO): generation of catalytic spliceosome for second transesterification step; RNA splicing
Cellular component (GO): U5 snRNP; U4/U6 x U5 tri-snRNP complex; U2-type post-spliceosomal complex
Source: RefSeq, a predicted model, not a curated record